Owenia fusiformis is the source of this 304-nucleotide messenger RNA. NCBI's taxonomy places the organism in Eukaryota, Metazoa, Annelida, Polychaeta, Sabellida, Oweniidae. The record is from the annotation of a GenBank genome assembly.
CGUGGGAAUGAAUCAAUAAAAUAUCUAAAUGAAAGCUUAAAAUUAAAUGAAACACAACAUGGGGUCACCUCUAUAUAUUCAACUUGUGCCAUAUGGAAUACUCUUGGUGUUGUCUAUGAUGGAAAAGGUCAGCAUGAAAAAGUCAUUAAAUACUACAAGCAGAGUCUAAUUAUAAAUAAACUGAUAUUCGGAGAGCUUCCAACUGAAAGUAUAUCAUCUUUGUUGGGGAACAUUGGUACUGCAUAUGACAGCAAAGGGCAUUAUGAUGAGGCUAUUAAGUACCAUGAGCAGAGUCUGAGUAUGA